UGAGAGCGCAGAGCCAGGGGACAGCAGGGCGGUGAGCUCAGCGCCCCGGGCGGGUCGCUUGGCAUCCGGCGAGGCGGCUCCCGCAUCCCGGACAGCGGCUCCAGCACCGCGGACAGCGGCUCCAGCACCGCGGACAGCGGCUCCAGCACCGCGGACAGCGGCUCCAGCACCGCGGACAGCGGCGCCAGCACCGCGGACAGCGGCUCCAGCACCGCGGACAGCGGCUCCAGCCCCGUGGACAUCGCUCGCCACCAACAUGGCUCCGAUAGCGGACAGCCGCCAGCAGUUCGAUGAAAUUCCUACUGUGGUUGGAAUCUUUAGUGCAUUUGGCCUUGUCUUCUCUGUCUCCCUCUUUGCUUGGAUCUGCUGCCAACGCAAAUCUUCCAAGUCCAAUAAGACCCCUCCAUACAAGUUUGUCCAUGUUCUGAAGGGGGUUGAUAUCUACCCUGAGAAUCUCAACAGCAAGAAGAAGUUUGGAGCAGAUGAUAAAAGUGAAGCAAAGAACAAAUCAGCAAUGCCAAAGGACUCUCUCCAUCUUGACCUGGAGAAAAGAGAUCUAAAUGGCAAUUUCCCCAAAACAACCACAAAAAUGCAGGGCUCUCUAGAUCUUGAAAAUUCAUCUCCUAAGCAUUUUGCAGAAAGGAAGAAAGAUUCAGUAUCUCCUGAUAGCUUAAAAUCCAUCACUUCUCUGUCAUCUGAAGAUAAACAAGACAAGCUAGGAACUCUCUUUUUCUCCUUAGAGUACAACUUUGAGAAGAAAGCAUUUGUAGUGAACAUCAAAGAAGCUCGUGGGCUGCCAGCAAUGGAUGAACAGUCAAUGACUUCUGAUCCCUACAUCAAAAUGACAAUCCUGCCUGAGAAAAAGCACAAGGUGAAAACCAGAGUGUUGAGAAAAACCUUAGAUCCAGCUUUUGAUGAGACUUUCACAUUUUAUGGGAUCCCCUACAGCCAAAUUCAAGACUUAACACUUCACUUCAUGAUCUUGAGCUUUGACAGAUUUUCCAGAGAUGACGUCAUUGGAGAAGUCCUCAUCCCCCUUGCUGGAAUUGAACUCUCAGAAGGAAGGCUGCUAAUGGACAGAGAGAUCAUCAAAAGAAAUGUUAGGAAAUCAUCUGGUCGUGGAGAAUUACUGGUCUCUCUCUGUUAUCAAUCUACAACAAACACACUCACUGUCGUUGUUCUAAAAGCCAGGCAUCUACCUAAAUCUGAUGUGUCAGGAUUAUCAGACCCUUAUGUCAAAGUGAACCUGUACCAUGCCAAGAAGAGAAUUUCUAAAAAGAAAACCCAUGUGAAGAAGUGCACCCCCAAUGCAGUGUUCAAUGAAUUGUUUGUCUUUGACAUUCCUUGUGAGGGCCUUGAUGAUAUCAGCAUUGAAUUUCUGGUUUUAGAUUCAGAUAGGGGGUCAAGGAAUGAGGUCAUUGGCAGGUUAACCUUGGGAUCUUCAGCAGAAGGAACAGGUGGAGAGCACUGGAAAGAAAUUUGUGAAUAUCCUAGGAGACAAAUUGCCAAGUGGCAUAUGUUAUGUGAUGGUUAGCAGGUUAGAGAGGGGUUGGAUCUUAAAAAACUAUAUUUAUUUCCAUAGGCAAGGAGCAGGUUUUUUUUCUUUGCUAUGUAUAAUUACAAGCUUUUAACCACAAAACUUUUUUUUUUCUUUUUUUUUUUUCAAGGGGGGAGGGGUGUUUGAAAUAAACUUGAAUUGAAUUAUCAGAACAGAAGGUGACUUAAUUUUCACAGUAAAUAAUGGAAUUUUUAUUUCAUCAAUCUUUAACAUAAUUAGUUCAGAUUAAUAUUCUUCUAGAGUUUAAGUGGCCUGUAAAUUCUGAAGCACUGUAAACCUCAAGAAGAACAAACUAUGUUUUGAAAGAGUCACUUAUUAAUGACUCAUAUAUAGAAGAAAAAAACCUUACUACAAUAUAUCCAAAAAAACCCCACCUGUGGCUUAUUAGGCAAGGGGAUGGAUCUAUAAAAGCCAUGGGGAUUGAGGGUGAGUAGGGGGGUAAAUUCCUUCUGCCCCUCCACCAAAAACUUUCUUUUAUGAAAAUUUAAUCAUUUUUUGUAAGUUUUGGUUACUUAUACUUUGAUCAUCCCAAAGAAUUAACAUGUAUUCAAUAUUUUGCUUUACAUAUCACACUGUGUAAAACUAUUUUUUUUAAGUGUCGAAAUAUUAUAUAAUUGAUUACACUUGGACUUUUUUAGUAAGUUUAUAUAUAUAAUUUUUUUAUCACAGUGACCAAAAUAGAUACGUACUUCAAACUAAUGAUAAGUUCACAUACUUUUUUUUGUUAAAAGGGCUCCUUUACGGGUGACUGUACACGUUACAGUAUAGGUAGAAUUUGGGGUUAGAUAUGGCUUGCAUUUUUUUCCUCUAGGUAGGAUUACACUUUAAACAUUUCAAGCCAUAUAAAAGAAUUUCUGUUGAGAUGAGGUAACAUACAGGAUAUUACAAUUAAUUACUUUUCACCAAUUAUAUUUUAACGUUUCAUUAGUACUAAAAAGAAGUUGAUGUUGGUUUUUUUUAUUAUUUUUUUAGCUUCAUUAAAGAAUAAACAAAUAGUGAGACAAAGAAGAAAACCUUAUUCUGCUGUUUAGUGUUUAACCUCCUGGACUGUAAAGAAGCCAUUACAGUCAGUACCAAUAUACAAACUCCAGCGCAUUUUUUAAAUUUUGCAGGAGAGGAAACCAAAUUCACUUUAUAAUUUCUCCAAUAUUCUAUAGACAAAGUACUUGGAUAGUACUUUGGUUAUAUGAAUUAAUGUACAUUACUGACUGUACUGAAAAUGGUGGUGGUAAAGGAAAAUAGCAUCCUGAUUUAAUGUCAGUGUGACACAUGUCCAUUUAAAAUUAAAUUGUGUCAGGCUGAGGAAAUGUCAAGUGUAACAAUAACAAGUGUACAAAUAAAGCAUUUAGACCAGUGAAAUUUAGUCUUGGUCAAACCAGAUAGGUUUUUAGGCUGUCAGAACUAUAGCACAACUAUAUCAGAUUAUUUCCUAAAGUUUGUGCACUAACUUCUGAUGCAGAAUUGUUUGCAAGUAUUAGUCCUACUUCAUUUUCAAGUACAAUAUAUAUAAAGAAGAAGAUAGUGAUGUUCGUUGUUGACAUAAGAAGGGUUAAAAAAGUGGAAGACCAUUUUCAGUAUUUUUGCAUACGUCAUUUGUCACGUGUAAUUCCAUUGACGCGAACAAGACUACUUGGGAAUUAAGGCACUGCUCAUUGUGAGUAAAGGUAGCAAAAUGGGCGUGCCAGUUAGAACAAACCAAACAUACAUUGAAUGUCAAUCUACUUUCAUUAAACAACAGACCUAGGUCCUACUUAAAACUGUUGGGGAUUUGUUGUCUACUUUACCUGUUCUCAUAUGGCCAAAUUAUGUUUGCAGGAAAGGACACUGAAAUAUGAAAUAUGCAAGUAGACAAAUAGUACUGGAAGAAUUCCAUUGAGACUCUUCCAGGUUUUGUGUCAGUAUUUUCUCCAGUUUUUGAGAAUGUGUUUGAUACAACAGUGUUUAUAGAUUUCUGUAAAAAUACAUUUUCAAAAUAACAUAAACAUGCUUUUUAUGAUAAUGCUAAAUGUAAAAAUAUUGCGUAUUGUAUGUAUAAAGGAGAGGAAUCUUUUUUGAUUAUUUCUUUAGAAAGCUGAUUAACUGCUUAGGGGCUAGAGUUUACCUGCCACAUUCAAGCAGAGCUAAUCCAAAGCCACCAAAUGAAAGAUGCCCACAGGCUUCAGUGGAGUUUGAAGUGCAGUCAGAGAGCAAAACUCUCCCGAGUCAACCCAGAAACAUCACUGGGACCAUGGAUAUGGGGAAACAUUGUUUUAUCCAAUGGAGAUUGGAAGAGUUUAGGUCAGUAUGACACAAUCAGAGUUGUAACAAUUUCUGAAAAGGAAAGAACUGAGCUGGAAAUUAUUUAAUCACAGAGAGUGUGGUGGCAUCUU
Molecule: messenger RNA, 3927 nt
Organism: Melospiza georgiana
Lineage: Eukaryota; Metazoa; Chordata; Aves; Passeriformes; Passerellidae
Gene: SYT4
Product: synaptotagmin 4
Exons: 4
Coding region: 257-1534 (425 amino acids)
Biological process (GO): vesicle fusion; regulation of dopamine secretion; cellular response to calcium ion
Cellular component (GO): axon; synapse; membrane
Molecular function (GO): phosphatidylserine binding; calcium-dependent phospholipid binding; SNARE binding
Source: RefSeq, a predicted model, not a curated record